UAAAGAUUCAUAUGAGAGUUCACACUGUUGAAAAAGCUUAUAAAUGUGAAAUUUGUAGUAGACAGUUUACUAGAGAAAGUCAUUUAAAGAAGCAUAUGAGAAUUCAUACGGGUGAAAAACCUUAUGUAUGUAAAACUUGUAGUAAACAGUUUAACAAACUAAGUAAUUUAAAGGAUCAUAACAUGAGACAUCACACUGGUGGAAGACCUUAUAAAUGUGAAAGUUACUCGAAACAGUUCAGUCAGAAAAUUUCUCUAAGUGCACAUAAUAUGAUAGUUUAUACUGGUGAAACACCUUAUAAAUGUGAAAUUUGUACUAAGCUGUUUACUACAAAAGGUAAUUUAAAAACACAUAUGAGAAUUCACACUGGUGAAAAUCUUAAUAAAUGUGAAAUCUGUAGUAAGCAGUUUACUCAACUAAGUAAUUUAAAGGUGCAUAUGAGAAUUCACAGUGGUGAAAAACCUUAUAAAUGUGAAAUUUGUAAUUAUCUGUUUACUAUAGAAAGUAAUUUAAAAAUUCAUAUGAGAGUUCACACUUUUGAAAAAGCUUAUAAAUGUGAAAUUUGUAGUAAGCAAUUUACUAAUCGAAGUCAUUUAAAGGAUCAUAUGAGAAUUCACACUGGUGAAAAACCUUAUAAAUGUGAAAUUUGUAGUAAGCAGUUUACUGCAAAAAAUAGUUUAAAUUGUCAUAUAAGAACUCAUACCGGUGAAAAACCUUAUAAAUGUGAAAUUUGUAGUAAGCAGUUUACUCUAAAAGUUAAUUUAAAGGUGCAUAUGAGAAUUCACAGUGGUGAAAAACCUUAUGAAUGUGAAAUUUGUAGUAAGCAGUUUACUGUAAAAAGUAAUUUAUAUACACAUAUGAGAUGUCACACUGGUGAAACCCCUUAUAAAUGUGAAAUUUGCUCUAAACAGUUUGCUCAGAAAAUUUCUCUAAAUACGCAUAUGGCGGCUCAUACUAGUGAAAAACCUUAUAAAUGUGAAAUUUGUAAUAAGCUGUUUACUCAUAUAAGUAAUUUGAAUAAUCAUAAAAAAGUGCACACUGGUGAAAAACCAUAUAAAUGUGAAAUUUGUAGUAAGCAGUUUAGCUACACAUCUACUUUAGAUUGUCAUAUGAAUCCGUAUAUAUGCGAAAUAUGUAGUAAGGAGUUUACUAUAGAAAGUAAUUUAAAUACUCAUAUCAAAUGUCACAGUGGUAAAAAACCUUAUAAAUGUGAAAUUUGUAGUAAGCAGUUUACUUAUAGAAGUAAUUUAAAUGCUCAUAAAAGAGUUCACACUGGUCAAAAACCUUAUAAAUGUGAAAUUUGUACUAAGCAGUUCACUCGCAGAAGUAUAUUAAAUGAUCAUAUGACAAUUCAUACUGGUGAAAGACCUUAUUAUAAAUGUGAAAUUUGUAAUAAGCUGUUUACUCAAAAAGGUUAUUUUAAGCGUCAUAUGAGAAUUCACAAUGGAGAAAAACCUUAUGAAUGUGAAAUUUGUUCUAAACAGUUUAGUCAGAAAAUUUCUCUAAAUACACAUAUGGCAGUUCAUACUGGUAGAAAACCUUAUAAAUGUGAAAUUUGUAGUAAGCAGUUAACUACAAAAAAUGGUUUAAAUGAUCAUAUGAGAAUUCACACUGGUGAAAAACCUUAUAAAUGUGAAAUUUGUACUAAGCUGUUUACUCACAAAGUUAAUUUAAAGCGUCAUAUGAGAAUUCACACUGGUGAGAGACCUUAUAAAUGUGAAAUUUGUAGCAAGCUGUUUACUCUACGAAGUCAUUUAAAGCGGCAUAUCAGAAUUCACACUGGUAAAACACCUUAUAAAUGUGAAAUUUGUAGUAAUCGGUUUAUUACAAGAAAUAAAUUAAAUAAUCAUAUGGCAAUUCAUACUGCUGAAAGACCUUCUUCUUAGCCUUCUGUCGUCCAUUUUAGUCUGAGAUCUGAAUAUAUGUAGGGAUUCUUUAAAGACAACUGUAAUAAAAGUCCGUUUGAUGUUUAACAGUUUUAAUUAAUAAAAUAGAUAACUAAAUUAUUGAUACUAUUAAAUUGACGAAAUGUAAAAGUGUUUGUGUAAUUGCGACUAAAAUUUUACGAGUUCUCACAAAAGAAAAUGUCUUUGAAAUAUUCGCGUUUAUCUACUUAAUAUAUGAUCGGCUUGUCAAUAUUACGUCCUUAUGGUUAUCCCAAAUACAACCUCUUAAGUUCGAAUCUCUUAAGAAUCGACUGACUUCAUCCCCACAUAACCCAAAUUCUCUUACUUACUGCUAAUCUUCUUCUUCCGUUUUUCCCCCUGAGAACCAAGCUGUUAAAAUUGGUUCAAAGUAUACACCGCCUUUUUCCAAUAAACGAAAACCAAUAAAAUUAGUCAAGGCGGCUAAUGUUUGUCUUAGGGCCGGUUGUUCGAAAGCUAAUCAACAAUGAUUAUUAUCAAAUCUAGAGUGCGAUGUAUUAAGAGUAUAAGUCAAAGAUGAAAAUUUUUUAUUAGGACUUUUCAGUCUUUUUUACCACUGAUAAAAUAACUAUUACAACUAAAUAUGAAAAUGGUGACGAAAUAUGAUUAAUAAAUUAAUAAUUAACUAUUUUACUUUCUACUUUGGUAAUACCUUAUUAAUUAUAUAAUUCAAAAUAUAGAAGAAUCCCGAAAAAUCUUUUUUAUGACUUAUACUCUUAGUACAUAGCACGUUAGAAAUAUUUCAUUACUGUCACCAACUGUCAAUGUCAACUUUGUUUGGGUUGCUGAAAACAUAAUUGAUUACAAUUAUGAGACUAGUUAAUCAAUUAGCAUAACAAUUAUUAACAUAAUCGAUUAAUAAAUCUCAUAAUUCUGUACGUUAGAAUUGAAAGGGCGGCAGUCCAUUUUUACAGUAAAUGGAGAUAUGCAGCUAAUAAUACACCUAAAGGUGUUAUCUUUAGAAUGGUGGUUAACAGGUGGUUGUACAGGCAAUAUUACAAAAAUUGCAAGUCGGAUGUCCACUGUGAAAUUUGUUGCAAAAAGCCCUAUGUGGUACACCGGUCUUUUUCGCAUGGUACACUGAUUGUUAAAAAGACGGUAGUCCAAUCUCUAUGGACAACCGUUGUUAACUAACUAACUAUCUUAACUAAUGGAAAAUCGUUUUAUUUAAAGCAGUUAUGGACAUCUAAUUUUACCGUCUAUAAUGAUAGUACUGCCGAAGGUUCAUACUUCAUGUGGGACGAGUCUAUUGCAAAAAGGGGUGGCAACGAGAUAGCUUCCGCUGUAAUAAUGUGGUUAAAAAUUUACCUUCUACAACAGAAGAGGUAACAUUUUGGUCAGACAACUGCUCUGGCCAAAACCGAAAUUUUUUUAUUUUGUAUGUAUAUGUGGGCAUAUGUCCAUAACACCUCAGUAGUUUGAAUUCAUCAUAAAUAUUUACUCAAGGGGCAUACACACAACGAAGAAGACACAAUACAUGCACUAAUUGAGAGGAAGAAGAAAAGACUACCUACUAUGAGUAUUUCUGUACCUCAUGAAUGGGCCCAUUAAGGACCUGCGGUGGGAUCACGAUCGGUAGAAUGGUAGAAUGCUGACGUCACGUUGCCUAGCAACCGUCGAUUAUCGCCUGCAAGCGUAAAUUUGGUAUCACGAUGAAUAGAAUGGUCGUUUCCAGUCGAAUUUUAUCCCCACCCUUGUAGAAUAAAAAUCCUCCUCAAACUACCACUUCUUAGCUGUAGAAAGGAUGGUUAAUCUCUUUCUUUCUCAUGUUAAUAAACAAAAACAGAACCAAUAUGGCAAUAUGACAGAUAUUUAUUUUUCCCGCUUCCGUAUUUUUUGUCUUGUUUAUUGUUAUUGUUUAUGUUCACUAAUAUGUUUUACAUAAUAUUUCAAUCAACGGUUUUCCUCAUAGACAUGUAAAGAAAGUUUCUCGUGGUUUUUCAUAGUGACUGUUUUGCAAAAAUACAAUUAGUUUUUAUUUUGAGAUAACUAAUAGCAGGAUAACGAAGCAACAAACCUAAAUAACAUGUUUGGCUUUCCUUUAUUUGGAGACAUCAACUUUAUUUCUUCGUGAUACUGGUACCUUAAACCUCUACAGAAUAGAAUUUUGCCUCAAAAUAGAUUGGUGAAUGUAUCUACUUACACUGUAUGUUUCUUAGAUGAAUAAAACUUUUUUCUACAUAAUUGUAGGUACAUUUUGAUUUUAUAUACUGUUUAACAACCCAUAUUUAUAGUAAAUAUAUAAACCUACCACUAAUAACCCUAGUGGUUGAUGCAGAUAAAAAAAAGUUUGACCUUCACUGUGAUUGUUUUUAAUAAGUUAUUUAAAUUAUUUGUAGUUUUUUUAUAAAAAUUUGUUUGAAUUUAAUCUUUUGAUUAAAAUUUAAAAUGCUUAUUCUUUUGCACAUUAUUUGUAUUCUGAAAGCUUACCUAUAUAAAGAUGUUUAAUGCCUGGUUGCACCAACAGAUCUUAAACUUUAGACGUGCCUUAAGCUCAGAUUGCGAAAUAUAUGUAUGUGUGGCAUCAUUGAGUCUUAGAUCAGUUUUCAGCUUGGCACAAUGGAUUAUUUAAUUUAUUUAUUUAUUAAGAUAAGAAUUGAAAAUUAUGGUGCAAUGUGAGUGAAACUUAAAGCGGCCAUAUCUAUGAGCUGAGCUGAGUUUAAGAUUUGUUGGUGCUACCAGGCAUAAGUUUAGUUAAUAAAAAUAUAUGAUUUACUAUUUUAUUGGGAAAAAGUCACAAUUUAAGUGAAAAAUGAAAUUUAUUGACGUUUUAACUUCCACUUCCGAAGCAGUUAUCGAAAUAUAAAAUAUAAAUUAAUAUAAGUAAUCAAUUUUAAUUCAACUUAUUAAUGAGUACUAAAAUAUUAAUUAAGAUUUUGUAUUUCAAUAACGAUUUCCGACUUGGAAGUUGAAACGUUAAUAAAUUUUAUUUUUAACUAAAUCGUGGAUUAUUUCACAAUAAAAUAGUAUAUUGCAUACGAUAUCACAAAGAAGCAGCUUCAGAACAAUAUAAAAAUAUAUGUAAAUUAACUACAGAGGACAGUCUGACUUUUACAAAAUUAACCUUAAUUUUUGUGAAAUAUUUUUUCUCAAAAAAUGCAUUGUUUCUGCAGAAAAACCUCAGAAUCCUCUUACUAUUAUCAUUAUAAUUUUCAGGUUGAAAUAAAAAUCAAUAAUGGGUAAAACAUAAA
Molecule: messenger RNA, 5116 nt
Organism: Diabrotica virgifera virgifera (western corn rootworm)
Lineage: Eukaryota; Metazoa; Arthropoda; Insecta; Coleoptera; Chrysomelidae
Product: zinc finger protein 845-like
Exons: 1
Coding region: 12-1886 (624 amino acids)
Biological process (GO): regulation of DNA-templated transcription
Molecular function (GO): RNA polymerase II cis-regulatory region sequence-specific DNA binding; DNA-binding transcription factor activity, RNA polymerase II-specific
Source: RefSeq, a predicted model, not a curated record